AUGGAGAACAGCACACAGAGUUCAUCUAUUUCUUCAUGGAAUGAAUGUUUUGUAUUAAAGCGGAUUCGCGGAUUGGUCCCUGCUGGUUUCAAGACAGAAAUCAAAGAGUUGUCUAAACUGGCCGGACCAGUGAUACUUGCCGAGUUCAUGGUUUUUGCAGUGAGUUUUGUUAGUACUAUGUUCUGUGGCCAUCUGGGGAGGAAAGAGCUGGCAGGGGUUACUUUGGCCACAGCAGUUAUUAAUGUUACAGGUAUAUCUGUUGGAUCUGGUUUAUCAGCAGCAUGUGAUACUCUGAUUUCUCAGACCUUUGGGAGCCGCAACCUCCUGAGAGUUGGGGUUAUUCUGCAGCGGGCGAUCCUCGUUUUGAUACUGGCAUGUUUCCCCUGCUGGGCGAUCCUCAUUAACACAGAGUCCAUUCUACUGGCUGUCAGACAGGAUCCAGAGGUGGCCAGGUUGUCUCAGAUGUAUGUGAAUAUCUUUAUGCCAGCACUUCCUGCUACGUUCAUGUAUUCAUUAGAAACAAGAUAUCUGCAAAACCAGGGUAUCAUAUGGCCAGAGGUAAUCACAGGCUUUGUGGUCAAUCUUCUGAAUAUUCUUAUCAACUACAUCUUUCUUCACCCAUUAAAUCUAGGAGUAGCUGGUUCUGCUGUAGCCAACACAAUUUCCCAGUUCUCCAUGGCUGGAAUUCUCUAUGCUUAUAUCAUAUGGAAAGGUCUUCAUAAGGCAACCUGGGGAGGCUGGUCUAAAGAGUGUCUGCAGGACUGGGGCUCAUACAUCCACUUGGCCAUCCCAAGCAUGGUCAUGUUGUGUGUCGAGUGGUGGACAUUUGAGAUUGGAAGUUUUCUAGCAGGUCUAAUAAGUGAGGUGGAGCUUGGAGCUCAAUCAGUUGUGUAUGAACUGUCAACUGUUGCAUUCAUGUUCCCUCUGGGUUUCAGUAUAGCAGGCAAUGUAAGAGUUGGAAAUGCCUUGGGAGCUGGAGACACAGAGAAGGCCAAACUGUCUGCUAAACUGGCAAUGUUCUGUGCAGGUUCAGUCUCUAUAUGUUUGGCAGCUCUCUUUGGGGGCCUGAAGAACCAUAUGACUUAUGUCUUUACAAAUGAUGAACAAAUCAGGCAUAGGGCUGCUGAUGUUAUAACUUUUUUUGCUCCAAUCAUCCUUCUAGAUGCAAUAUCAAUUACCUCAAGUGGCAUUGUAAGAGGAGCAGGUAAACAGAAAAUCGGGGCUGUUUGCAGCAUUGUGGGAUAUUAUGGAAUUGGUUUUCCUACUGGAGUGUCGCUGAUGUUUGCAGCCAAAUUAGGAAUCAUAGGGUUGUGGAUAGGCUUGUUUACCUGUGUGGCUCUACAGUCCUCAUUCCUUAUUUUCUACCUUGUAAGAAUGAACUGGAAAAAAGCUACGGACGAGGCUCAACUCAGAGCGGGAGUGUGUGGGAAAUCCACCGAUGCAAAAAACUCACAGGGUCAAACAGACACAAUUAAAGAAGAGUUCUCUUACAAGAAUGUGGUUCUGCGUAGGGGCCUGGCUCUGGCUAUCAUGCUAUUCAUCCUGGCUGCUGGAAUCAUUGUGAACCUGUUGAUUGAUCUCUAA
Micropterus salmoides (largemouth bass) is the source of this 1584-nucleotide messenger RNA. Its product is annotated as multidrug and toxin extrusion protein 1-like. The record is from RefSeq and is a predicted model, not a curated record. NCBI's taxonomy places the organism in Eukaryota, Metazoa, Chordata, Actinopteri, Centrarchiformes, Centrarchidae. The transcript has 17 exons. The coding region runs from base 1 to 1584 and encodes 527 amino acids. Gene Ontology annotation, molecular function: antiporter activity; xenobiotic transmembrane transporter activity. Gene Ontology annotation, cellular component: membrane. Gene Ontology annotation, biological process: xenobiotic detoxification by transmembrane export across the plasma membrane.